Molecule: messenger RNA, 963 nt
Organism: Hibiscus syriacus
Lineage: Eukaryota; Viridiplantae; Streptophyta; Magnoliopsida; Malvales; Malvaceae
Product: CASP-like protein 5A1
Exons: 3
Coding region: 161-697 (178 amino acids)
Cellular component (GO): membrane
Source: RefSeq, a predicted model, not a curated record
CAGUUCGUUCUAAGACACGGGAACUAAACCCAGAUUUUCCCUUUUCCAAAUUCUAAUUUCAUACAUUUUUUAUCCACAAAAACAAUGGAAAAAUAGAGCUUUGUCUCUUCCAAUUCGUUAAAAAUCGCAACUUUUUUCCUUUUGUUAAAAAAGUGAAGCAAUGAACGCCAGCCGUCCGGCGGUGCACCCGGUGGAGGCUCCACCGCUGGCGGAGGCUGCAGUGCGUGGUCCUAGAGUGAGGAUGAAGGACGUCCAAGGCAUGCCUGGAACUAAAGGUGGCCUUUUCCUUCGUCUUUCUCAGUUCAGCUUCGCCGUCAUUUCCGUCUCUGUAAUGGCCACAGCCAGUGAUUUCCGCUCCGCCACUGCUUUUAGCUACCUCGUUCUUGCUGUUGGCUUGCAAAGUUUGUGGAGCUUGUCUCUUGCAUUUGUUGAUAUUUACGCUCUUUUGGUGAAACGAAGCCUGCGGAACUACAAAGCAACCUGUUUGUUCACCAUUGGUGAUGGGAUCACGUCGACCCUUACAUUUGCUGCAGCUUGUUCAUCUGCUGGGAUUACAGUGCUGAUCGGAAACGAUCUCGACAGGUGUGCUUUUAACCACUGCACCAGGUUUGAGACUGCUACAGCAAUGGCUUUCAUCAGCUGGUUCGCGAUUUCGCCAUCGUUUCUAAUGAAUUUCUGGUCAUUGGCAUCCCAGUGAUGAAUUUAUGGAGUUUGUACUCUUCGGUUACAGCCUUGUGCAGCCUUUUCCAAAUCUGUUGUAUUGUCAAUUGCAGCAGGCAGUGUAUAUAAAAGAGUUUUGCUAUUAUUUUGUUUUCCGACUUGGAAAGUGCAAUAUAUCCUUGAGGGAAAGCAACCAUUAAAUUAUAAAUUACUUGCUUUUCCCCCAUUUCUCUCAACCUAGUAGUGUCUUAUAGGCUCUUAUAAUACGAUUACUGUUUAAGCAUUGGAUGUUUUUAUGAGACU